CUAACUCAAAGCAUCUUCUCUUCUUUAAUCUUUCUGUCGAUCUCUUGAUUCAAACCUCUUUCUUCUUCUUUGUUUCAAAUCAAAUCGAAAAUGGGUACUGGUUGGCGAAGAGCUUUUUGCACAGCAAUUCCUAGAAAUUCAUCUGAUUCACCGGUGCUCGGAGACGUUCAACAGAAUCCGGCUCCAAGUCCUAGAGCAUCUGGGAAACUUGGGUUCUUCAAGAGUUCUGGUUCGAAUCCAUCUACCCCUCGAUUACAAUCGAAUUGGGGCUUACGUUCCAGGAGCAAUAACAGCAACAAUGGCGAUAAUGCUACUGCUAAUUCAAAUGCAUCAACUCCUCGAUUGCGUUUGCGUCCCAAAACCAACAAUAAUGUUGAUUCUGGUGAUGAUGCUGCUAAGUUUCAUUCUUCUGUGAUUGAUAAUCUCAAUAUCACUCCCAGAUUAAGAUGCAAAACCAACACGAAAAAUCCAAAAUCAUCGUUACUCGGUUCCAAUCCUUCGUCUCCGAGAUCUCCUUUCUCGAUCUUUAAAAAUUCUUUGGGUUUUUCAAGAAGUAACUGUGGAUUGUGUUUGCAAAGUGUGAAAACUGGUCAUAAAACGGCCAUAUUCACGGCGGAAUGCUCACACACCUUCCAUUUUCCAUGUAUAUCAAAUCAUGUGAAGAAGGAAAAUGUUCUCGCUUGCCCUAUCUGUAAAUCUACUUGGAGAGAUGGUUCGUUUCUCGCCAUCCACAAGCUUCAAUCUAACGAAACCCAGAAAUUAAUCGAUGAUAAAAACGAAAAUUCGAUCACAACUCCGAGAGCCAAGACCGAUUUGACGAGAUCCCAAGAGAAUUUCAUCAAAGCAAAACCUUACGAUGACGACGAGCCACUUCAAACACCGAGAGCUGGCGGUGGUGGUAUUCUUCCGAUACCGGAGGCGGCGGAGGAAGAAAAUGAAGACAUUGAUGUUGAUGAAGAGUUCAAAGGUUUCUUCGUAAAUCCAGUUUCCUCAUCGUCGGCUGAUGAAUUCCGAGGAGAUUUUAAAAAUGUGGAAGUGAUGCUGAUGUCAGAAGUCGCGGUAGUUUCUUCAAGUCAAUCACACGAGACAUACGCAGUCGUGUUGAAAGUGAAAGCUCCACCACCAUCGCCGCCGGUCGGGGCGGCGCAUAUGCUGAACCAGUCUCGACGUGCACCUAUUGACUUGGUAGCUGUUCUCGACGUGAGUGCAAGUAUGGGAGGAGCCAAGCUUCAGAUGCUAAAACGAGCUAUGCGCUUAGUCAUUUCUUCCCUCGGCUCGGCUGACCGGCUUUCAAUCGUCGCCUUUUCAGCUUGCCCGAAACGGCUACUCCCUUUGAGAAGAAUGAGUCCAAGAGGUCAACGGUCAGCUCGGCGUAUCAUCGAUCAGCUCGCUUGUAGCCGGGGUACCUGCGCCGGUGAAGCUCUGAGAAAAGCCACUAAAGUUCUUGAAGACCGCCGGGAAAGAAACCCAGUCGCCAGUAUCAUUCUAUUAUCCGAUGGUCAUGAAGAGCACGUAAAUGACAACAUUAACAACAGUUCAAAUCACCGGCAACCGGCUAGCCACGUGUCCACUACUCGUUUCGCUCAUGUUGAAAUACCGGUUAACACAUUGGAGAAAUCCGGUGGUGGGGUUGGUGGUGGGUUCAGCCAUCAAAACCACGACCCGGCGGAGAAUGCGUUUACAAAGUGUGUUGGCGGUUUGCUCAGCGUGGUGGCUCAGGAUUUACGAGUUGAACUCGGUGUCGCUCCCGGUUCAGACCCUGCGGAGAUCACCGCCGUGUAUUCAUGCAACGGUAAACCGACGGUGUUAAACUCCGGUUCUGUACGUUUCGGCGAUCUAUACGCCGAGGAAGAAAGGGAAGUGCUCGUUGAAAUAAGGGUCCCACGGUCAAACACCGGGUCCCAUCACGUCUUAUCAGCUCGGUGUUGUUACAACGAUCCGGCGACGCAAGAAGUGAUCUACGGCGGAGAAAAGGCGUUGCUGGUGCCCAGAGCACAGACCGUCCGAUCAUCUUGUUCACCGAAGAUCGAACGGCUGAGGAAUCUCUUCAUAGCCACACGAGCUGUGGCGGAGUCGCGACUUCUCGUGGAAUAUAAUAAGCUGACGACGGCGCAUCAUCUGUUAUCAUCGGCGAGAGCUUUGUUGAUGCAGUCGCCGGCGGCUGAAGAGUUCGUUAAAGGGUUGGAAUCGGAGCUGGUGGAUGUUCAGUGGAGAGUACAAUAUCAGCAGCAGAUUGUACAACAACAAGGGAUGAUGGUGGAUGAAAAUGGGGAGCCGUUAACGCCGACGUCGGCUUGGAGGGCGGCUGAGAAGCUGGCUAAAGUUGCGGUGGCGAAGAAGUCGUUGAACAGAGUCAGCGAUCUGCACGGCUUUGAAAAUGCUAGGUUUUAGUUAUUAUUAUUAUUAUUAUUAUUAGAUUUUCUUUUUUUGUUUUUUAAUAUUAAAAAAAGCAAAAUUGUUAAUGAAGGAUAGUGAAUAAAUUAAUGUAGAAAAAUAUAUAUUUUGGACACAAAUGGGAUGGGUAAGGAAUGGAGAGAUGGGGCACGUGGAAGCAUGUGAUUUUCAUAGUGAGAAUGAAUUUGUAAGGAAAGCUUUGUAGAUUAACUCAAAAGUGUGUUAAUGAAGUCGUGAUUUCUUUUGUU
Molecule: messenger RNA, 2642 nt
Organism: Lactuca virosa
Lineage: Eukaryota; Viridiplantae; Streptophyta; Magnoliopsida; Asterales; Asteraceae
Source: the annotation of a GenBank genome assembly